Messenger RNA from Camellia sinensis, 1063 nucleotides. Its product is annotated as endochitinase. Gene Ontology annotation, molecular function: chitinase activity. Gene Ontology annotation, biological process: chitin catabolic process; cell wall macromolecule catabolic process; defense response to fungus. The record is from RefSeq and is a predicted model, not a curated record. NCBI's taxonomy places the organism in Eukaryota, Viridiplantae, Streptophyta, Magnoliopsida, Ericales, Theaceae.
AUCUCAUAAUCACACAAACUCAAUAAAACAAGAACAUAAAAUAGAAACAAAAACAAUGAGGUUUUGCAUACUAGUUUUGUUUUCUAUCAUCUCCCUAUUAGGAGCCACAGCACAAGAUAUUAGCUCUCUUAUCAGCAGGGAUCUCUUCAAUCAGAUGUUGAAGCACCGGAACGAUGCUAGUUGCCCCGGAAAUGGGUUCUACACUUAUGAUGCUUUUGUAGCUGCUGCCAAGUCUUUUGGGGGUUUUGGAACCACCGGAGAUACUAACACUCGUAAGAGAGAGAUUGCGGCCUUUCUAGCUCAAACUUCGCAUGAAACUACUGGUGGGUGGCCAAGUGCGCCAGAUGGACCAUAUGCAUGGGGAUAUUGCCAUGUACGGGAACAAAACCCUGCUGGGGACUAUUGUAGUCCAAGUCAAGAAUGGCCCUGUGCUCCUGGUAAACAAUACUAUGGUCGUGGUCCCAUCCAAAUUUCACACAACUACAACUACGGUCCAGCAGGGAAAGCCAUAGGGUCUGAUCUGUUGGGCAACCCAGACUUGGUCGCAAAUAACCCAACCAUAUCUUUCAAGACAGCAUUGUGGUUCUGGAUGACACCGCAAUCCCCAAAACCCUCGUGCCACGCUGUCAUCACGGGCAGGUGGACACCAUCUAGUGCGGACACCUCAGCAGGUCGGGUCCCUGGCUACGGUGUGAUUACAAACAUCAUCAAUGGCGGACUUGAAUGUGGCAAAGGCUCUAAUGCAAAGGCAGAGGACCGGAUCGGAUUCUAUAAAAGAUACUGUGACUUGUUCGGAGUGGGAUAUGGCAACAAUCUUGAUUGCAAUAACCAACGGCCUUUUGCAUGAUCUUAGUACUACUACUUUUUGGGAUAAGUUGCUGCCAAAUUAUAUGGCUUGGAUGUGCUAUGAUCAAUAAAAAUUUGAUAUAUAUACACAAAUAAAUAUUAAUGAAUAAAUGAAUAAACUCCCUCGGAUCAGAAAUAAGUGCUCAUGAGUAUUCUUGUAUCACAAGAUUGUACCAUGUUCUUUGAUGAAUGAAAAAUCUACAGCAUUUGAAAUUGA